Messenger RNA from Penicillium bovifimosum, 801 nucleotides. RefSeq names its product SDR family NAD(P)-dependent oxidoreductase. The record is from RefSeq and is a predicted model, not a curated record. Lineage: Eukaryota; Fungi; Ascomycota; Eurotiomycetes; Eurotiales; Aspergillaceae. The transcript is spliced from 3 exons. The coding region runs from base 1 to 801 and encodes 266 amino acids.
AUGUAUAUGUUCCCUGGAGUUGCAGUCAUCACCGGCGCAGGUGGAACGGGAAUCGGCGCAGCAACUGCAAAAGCCUUUGCGGCAGCUGGAUGUAAAAUGAUAGCAAUCACGGAUCUUAAUGAGAAGACUUUGCAGCAGACUGCAGAGUCCAUAACAUCAACACAUCCCGAAACAGAGGUCCUAGUAAAGGCCGGGAAUGUGGCCGACGACCAAUUCGCAGACUCCUUCAUCGAUACAGUUGUGUGGAGAUUCGGACGAUUAGACUAUGCCGUGAAUUGUGCAGGUGUCAUUGGCAAGUCACUGCGUUCAUCAGAGACCUCCCUCGAGGAAUUCGACCGUGUGAAUAACAUCAACUACCGAGGUUGCUGGCUGUCGUCUCGCGCAGAACUUAAGCAGAUGGUAACGCAAGAAGCGCUCCCUAGCCAUGAUCCCAAUCGUCCGCCUCAGCGUGGGGCUGUGGUAAAUGUUGCCAGUCAGCUUGGCAUUGUUAGCCGUCCAGGAGCUCCGGCAUACUGUGCAUCGAAAUCUGCUGUGGUUGGAAUGACACGCGCAGAUGCAAUUGACUACUCCAAAGACGGGAUUAGAGUCAACUGUGUCUGUCCCGGUGUGAUCGAAACGCCACUGGUGAUGGAGAAGGCUGAGGUUCGUGAAGCCAUUAUGCCAGCAGUGGAGACUGCACCAAUGAAAAGGAUGGGUCAACCGGCCGAAGUGGCUGAUGCAAUUCUUUUCUUGUGCUCAACGCAGGCUUCGUUUGUACAGGGUCAUGCCAUGGUGGUUGAUGGUGGAUAUAUCACGCUUUAG